Molecule: messenger RNA, 723 nt
Organism: Phytophthora sojae
Lineage: Eukaryota; Oomycota; Peronosporomycetes; Peronosporales; Peronosporaceae
Exons: 8
Coding region: 1-723 (240 amino acids)
Source: RefSeq, a predicted model, not a curated record
AUGGGCCGCGGUCCCACCAUCCAGGGCAAGAAAAACGCCACGGACGCGAAACGCACGGCGACCAAUGCCAAGUUGGCGCGGGAGAUUAUGGUCAUCUCCAAGUCGGUGGGAGGAGACGUGAACAAUGUGCGACUUGUGGCGGCUGUGAACAAGGCCAAGGCCGCCAACAUGCCCAAGGACAAGAUCGAGGCGGCCAUCAAGCGCGGAGUGGAGGGCAAGGACGGUUACAACGCGGAGGCGGUGCUGUACGAGGCCUCGGGUCCUGCCGGCAGCGCGCUGAUGAUUGAGACGCUGACGGACAACAAGCGCCGAACGGCUCCCGCUCUGCGUCACAUCCUGGGCAAGUACAGCGGCGCUCUCGGCACUAACGGCUCGGUGGCCUGGAUGUUCGAGCGCAAGGGCUACCUCGAGAUUGAAUUGCCCACUGAUGGCGAGGACAAGGUCGACGAGGACUCGCUCAUGGAGAUUGCGCUGGAGGCCGGGGCGGAUGAUGUGGAGAUGCGUGAGGGCUUGGCACAAGUCACGUGCGACCCCAGUGAGCUGGCUGCUGUGCGCAAGGGCUUCACGGAGGCCGGGCUGGAGCCGGCCAUCUCCGAGCUCAUCUACAACCCCAAGGAGUUCCUUGACCUGGAGGGCGAGCAGCGUGAGACCUUUGACAAGCUCAUCGACGCCCUCAACGAGGACGAGGACGUGAACCAGAUUCACCACAACGUCAACGAGUAA